Trichogramma pretiosum is the source of this 3493-nucleotide messenger RNA. It is a transcript of the gene Usp10, whose product is annotated as ubiquitin carboxyl-terminal hydrolase 10. NCBI's taxonomy places the organism in Eukaryota, Metazoa, Arthropoda, Insecta, Hymenoptera, Trichogrammatidae. The coding region runs from base 399 to 3455 and encodes 1018 amino acids. Gene Ontology annotation, molecular function: cysteine-type deubiquitinase activity; cysteine-type endopeptidase activity. The transcript has 8 exons. The record is from RefSeq and is a predicted model, not a curated record. Gene Ontology annotation, biological process: protein deubiquitination; DNA damage response, signal transduction by p53 class mediator; regulation of autophagy. Gene Ontology annotation, cellular component: cytosol; nucleus.
CAAUAAUCUCGAUUGUAUUCUGCUCGUGUGCCCCGUAGAGCUGCCGUGUGGACGCGUGUAGCCCCUUUCUCGUGCCAGUAAGUAAAGUUCGGGAUAAUUCCAUCCGACGUCGAUCAACGUUAUAUACCGCGGCUCGUCGUGUGCCACGAGACAUCCGCGUGAGUGGAUAGAAGUGUCGCUCGAAUCCCUUUUUUUUGCAUGCACGAUAGCAUGUGUUUUGCCUGCAAAACUGCAACGAGACAUUUUCCAGCGUUCAUGAACUGCUGCCUCUCGUGCGGCAACCAUAAGCUGAACUGAAUGCUCUGCAAGUGCAACUACUCGUCUGAAACAUCCUGACAUCGCCGCGUAUCUGAAAUUUCGACCUUACAUGCUUUCAUUAAAGCUAGAGCCUCGACACUAUGGAUUCAAUGUAUCAACAGAAUUUACAAGAUAUUCAAUUUCUGGACUUCAGUGAUCUGGAUAAUCACACAAGAAAUGAAUUAGUUGACCUUUUAAGACCCAAUAAUGAAACCAGUGAGGGUCUAAAAUUGCCAUGGCCGGUUCCAGUAGAACAGCAACCGAUAUAUCAACAACCCAUGAUAUAUCAAACAGUUCCAGAGACACAUGAAGAAACACCCAAACUAUGCUACCCAUAUGAAGUCGACCCUACUUUUAUAAAGUAUGAAAAUCAAGCUACAAAUCAAUCGUCGCUUUACAUGCCUGUGCCAAAUAUGAUGCAGUACACGCAACAAGUUAUGCCAGUGUAUCAAUCUGAAUGGCAGCACCAUAUAAAUAAUAUGCCGGCUGAACCACAAAAUUACCUCCCAUAUAAUCAAGAACUUCCAGGUAUGUAUAUUCCAUACAGUGAACAUCGAGAGAUGCCACCAAUGAGGGAGAAUAACGGUAGACGUCGAGGUUCUGGACGCCAACACAAGAAUUAUUCACGCAAUAUGAACCACAAUACACAAGAUAUACAAAAUGCGUUCAUCAAUGAACAUAAUCAGUAUGCAAUGGGACUACCAGCACAUCCUUCAUACAUGUAUAUGCAAGAGCAACAAGUUGCUCAUCCUGCACCAAAUCACCCAGUUUUUUACCCUCCCCAAACUAUGUACCAGCCGAUGACACAGCCAAAUCAUCGUGUUGAAUAUAUGUCUCCAGUUUACCAUCCACCCUCAACCCAUAAAUUUAAUCGUCAGUCUAAUGCUAACCAAAUGAAUGGGGAUGCCAAAGUAACAAAUCAUAAAUCUUAUGAUAGAAAAAUACAAAAACAAUCAAACUUGUUACCAGAAAUGCCAAUUGAUGUACAGUCCAAUGUGCUACAUGAUUUGCAAUCAGAAAUGCAAUUAAAUCUACAACAAGAUUUACAACAAGUUGCACAACGAGACGUACCGCAAAUAACUCGUGAUGUGCAACCAAUCGUUCAACAAGAUGUACAGCGAGAUGUACAACCAAUUGCACAAACUGAUUCAAAAUCGAAUGUACACUUGAAUGUACAAGGCAACGUUCAAAAUUCUUCGGCGAUGAUAAUUGUGAACGCAGAUCUUCCCCUUACCGAAAAUUGCAGAGAAUCGAAAAAUUCUCUUAACCCGGAAAAUUCACUUCCCAAAUCGGAAGAUAAUUGCUCAAAAUCAGAAGCUAUCGAUGAAACUUUAGUUAUUAAUAAAAACAAUAAAUUUUUAACUGCUUCAACUGUCGAAUAUGUUGAACAAAAUAACAAAGAAGUAAGCGAUUUACCAGCAGCUGCAUUGAGUAAAGAGCAAUCUCCAAUUACAGACACAAAAAUAACAGAUCACAAAGAAGCAUCUGUAAUAGUGGAACCGAAAUUGGAGCAAGUCAAAGAAGAAAAGAAGGUACAAAUCACUGGGCCACAAAAGACUGAAAAAACUCUUUCAGAUAAAAAUAACGAAGUGCCUGCUACUGUAGAAACAAAAACGUCCAGUGAACCUCCGAAACCAGCGUUCUCUUGGGCUGAAUUAGUGAAGAAACCUAACGGAUUAUCAGGUUCUGAAAAUAUUCACUCAAAGCCGGCACCUUUGGUGAAUUCUAACGUUAAUAAGGCAUCGAUUCCACAUGACGUAAACGACAAAAAUAAGACGAUAAGAAAAAAUGUACAGCAAACAAAACGACAGACUGAAAAUACGGAACGAGUUCAGACAGAAAACAAACCAAAACCGAUUUCAACGCCGACCAAUUUAAAUGACAAAUCUUCUAAACAUUAUGACGAGCCAAUCUCCUACAGGAUGGGUGAAUUUUUAUUAACUUAUGAACUAAAUAAGCAAACUGUAAGUUUCUUACCUCGAGGCUUGACAAACAGAAGCAAUUAUUGCUAUAUCAAUAGUAUACUGCAAGCACUGUUAGCUUGUCCACCUUUUUAUAACUUAUUGAUGGCUAUGCCCUACAAUAAGUCCGUGUCGAAAAAUUCUCGCAGUCCUUUGAUAGAUAAUAUGAUCAAAUUUGCUCGAGAAUUCUCUCCAUUGCCCGAAGGAGCUCGCUUAGGCAGACGCGAUAGAACUCAUAAAAAACUCGAAGAUGCUGCCGAUAUACAGUCGGGUGUUCCGUUUGAACCUUCGUAUAUCUACAGUACAAUGAGAAAUACAUCUACUGCAGGGUCCUUUUCAGUGGAAGGCAGACAAGAAGAUGCGGAAGAAUUCUUGUCCUGUUUACUCAAUAACCUCGGUGACGAAAUGUUAGAGCUCAUGAAAUUAGCCGAUAACAAUGAGCAAAAACCUGCCGAAUGCACAAAGCCAACUGCUGACACUGCCACGUCUGACAACCCCGAAGACCCAGACGAAUGGAAAAUAAUGGGCCCUAAAAAUAAAGGAUCUAUUACGCGAAGCACUGAUUUCGGUCGUACACCGCUUUCGGACAUAUUUAGAGGCCAGAUAAGAUCGAGGGUGUCUCGAGGAGCUGAAUUAUCAGACUAUGUGCAGCCUUUCUACACAUUGCAACUUGAAAUCGAGAAAGCAGAUUCGGUCAAAACUGCUUUAGAUCUACUAGUUGGAAAGGAUCCUUUAGAAGGCAUGACCUGUAGCAAAACAAAACAAAAGAUUGAAGCAUGGAAACAAGUGACAUUAGAAGAUUUACCAGUGAUAUUAAUUUUACAUUUGAAGUGGUUCGACUACAAUCUUGAUGGGUGCUCGAAAAUUCUCAAGAGUGUGGAAUUCCCUAUAGACCUUAAAAUCGAUAGUAAAAUAAUGUCAGCUCCUGCCCGACCAAAACUCAAUUCAAAACAAAAACAAUACAAACUAUUUGCUGUCACGUAUCACGAUGGCAAAGAAGCCACUAAAGGCCAUUAUAUCACGGACGCUUUUCACGUAGGCUACGGCGGCUGGGUCCGUUAUGACGACAGUUCACUGAAAGGUGUUUCAGAGUUCAGUGUACUAAACCCACAGUCACCUCGAGUCCCAUAUUUAUUGUAUUAUAGGAGAUGUGAUACAAUUGGUAACAGCCAAACAAAUAUUAGCAAAACGCGGUAGAAUAAUAACAAGGGGGUAGCAGGGGGGAUUAUUAUAAA